UAUACGCGUGCAUACUUUAACCACAUUUGAGGCGUUAAUUCAACUGUCAAGAUGAACGUUGUCACCGCUUUGAAGUUUUAUAUAACGAGGAUGACAGAAGACAGCGGUCCUGGUAUGAAAGUUCUGCUAAUGGAUAAACAAACGACAAGUAUAGUCAGCCUGCUGUACAGUCAGUCUGAGAUAUUGAUGAAAGAAGUAUACCUGUUUGAACGGAUAGACACCGCUGCGCAUAAUGACACAUUGAAACAUUUGACAUGCAUAGUAUUUGUAAGACCGACAAAGGAAAAUAUCGAUUUGCUUUGUAAGGAGCUCAGAUACCCCAAAUAUGGAGUAUAUUAUAUUUAUUUCAGUAACAUUAUUGCAAAAGCUGAUAUAAAACUUUUGGCAGAAAGCGACGAGCGAGAGGUGGUCAGGGAGGUGCAUGAAUUCUAUGCGGAUUAUCUAGCAAUUAAUCCACACUUAUUUUCGCUUGGAAUAAAUGCCUGCUCCGAAGGAUUGACUUGGGAUCCAGUACAUUUACACAGAACUGUCCAAGGAAUUACUUCUGUUUUGUUAUCACUAAAAAAAUGCCCAUAUAUUAGAUAUCAACACAGUUCAGAUAUGGCAAAAAGAUUAGCAGAGAAGAUAAGAGAAGUGCUCAGUAAAGAAUCGAAUUCUUUUGAAUUCAGACAGGAAUCUAAUCCUCUCCUUCUGAUAAUUGAUAGGAGAGAUGAUCCUGUCACUCCGUUAUUGAAUCAGUGGACAUAUCAAGCAAUGGUACACGAAUUAUUAACGAUUAAUAAUAAUCGAGUCAACUUAUCUCACGUAAAAGGCAUUUCAAAAGAAUUGAAAGAAGUUGUUCUAAGUGCAGAACAUGAUGACUUUUAUGCAAAUAACUUGUAUCUAAACUUUGGAGAAAUAGGACAAACGAUAAAAGAAUUAAUGGAUGAAUUUCAAAAGAAAGCAAAAAAGCAUCAAAAGGUUGAAAGCAUAGCUGAUAUGAAGCACUUCGUAGAAACGUAUCCGCUUUUCAAGAAACUUUCUGGUACCGUAUCGAAACAUGUUACAGUAGUCGGAGAGCUUUCAUCUCUUGUGGAAAAACACAAUUUGUUAGAAGUAUCAGAAUUGGAACAAGAACUGAGUUGCCAAACCGAUCAUUCCUCGCAACUGCAGAAGAUAAAAGCACUUAUCAGCAAUCAAAAGAUACGAGAUGUGGAUACUGUUCGACUCGUCAUGCUUUAUGCGCUGCAUUAUGAAAAAUAUGCGAGCAAUGAUAUAAAUGGUUUAGUAGAAUUACUUAAGAAGAGGAAUGUUUCAGACAAAUAUAUUAAGCUUGUAUAUAAUAUACUAGAAUAUAGUGGUGUUAACACAAGACAGAGUAAUUUAUUUGAUAGAGAAGCAGUUGCUAAAAUAACCAAAAAAUUAUUCAAAGGAUUAAGUGGAGUAGAUAAUAUAUACACGCAACACUGUCCUUUAAUAAAUGAAACGUUAGAGGACUUGAUCAAAGGAAGAUUAAGUACGCAGGCAUUUCCAUAUCUCGGUAACAUGAUAAUGUCACGAAGACCUCAAGAUACAAUAAUAUUCAUGAUUGGAGGUACAACUUAUGAAGAAAGUUUGGCUGUUUAUAAUUUAAAUAAACAAAAUCCGGGUAUAAAAAUUAUUCUAGGUGGUACCACCAUACACAAUUUUAAAAGUUUCGCGGAAGAAGUGCACCAUGCCACGAGUGGUAUUUUAAUGCGAUAUAAAAUCGGAAAAAAUUAAUAAUGUUGAUAUAUGUUAUAUUCCAAA
Trachymyrmex septentrionalis is the source of this 1767-nucleotide messenger RNA. It is a transcript of the gene Vps45, whose product is annotated as vacuolar protein sorting-associated protein 45. The record is from RefSeq and is a predicted model, not a curated record. Gene Ontology annotation, cellular component: Golgi membrane. The coding region runs from base 52 to 1740 and encodes 562 amino acids. The transcript is spliced from 8 exons. Gene Ontology annotation, biological process: intracellular protein transport; vesicle-mediated transport. Lineage: Eukaryota; Metazoa; Arthropoda; Insecta; Hymenoptera; Formicidae.